Molecule: messenger RNA, 6402 nt
Organism: Arvicola amphibius (Eurasian water vole)
Lineage: Eukaryota; Metazoa; Chordata; Mammalia; Rodentia; Cricetidae
Gene: Il4i1
Product: interleukin 4 induced 1
Exons: 7
Coding region: 4310-6388 (692 amino acids)
Biological process (GO): amino acid catabolic process
Molecular function (GO): L-amino-acid oxidase activity; polyamine oxidase activity
Source: RefSeq, a predicted model, not a curated record
GGUGCAGGUGCAGGAGAGAGUCCUGUCCACCCAUGUGCAUGAGUGGACAAUCCACUGCGUGCAGGUGUCAUUGUGAUGUCAUCAGUAGUGGAGAUCGGAACACUGGGAGGUGAUAUCCAGAAGCUGGGCUCAUGCUGUGCUUUUGACUGCUGCUCUUGCAGGACUGGGGACCCUGGACCAGCAGUCAGAAGAUUCUAGCAUGGAGCCACAAGUUACUUCUUUUUAUGUUGGGCUUCAAAGUACAAAGGGGGGGGGGCGCUAGAGGAGGGAUCUCAGCUGCUUUUCUUUCAAGGACCCUGGUGUGAUCUCUAGGACCACAUGGUGGCUCACAGCCAUCUGCAGCUCCAGUCCCAGGUUAUCAGUGGCUUUGGCUACUGUGUGCAAAACAGUCAUAUAAAAUCUCAGAGAAAAAGAAACCCUGGCUUUGUGAACACUGAAGUUCCAAGUCAUCUUCAGCUACAUAGUCACAGGAGAACUUGUCUUGGAAAAGCCACACAGAGGCAGAGGCAGGGCUAGUGAACUGGAAGACACGUCCUGAGUGCCCAGUGGCCUUUCUGUGACAUGUUAGUUUUCGUUGGUUUAAGACUUUCCUGAGUGCUAGGAUUAUGGAUAAGCCACCACAGCCCAGCUCUGCACUCCAUGGCUUGACUCCGGCCGACUGUGGUGUUUAGGCCUCCGUUUCCCAAGAUGUUUUACACAGGUGUCAUUGUCAGGGCUCAAUAAAGAUGGUCAGCGUGUAUUUCUAGUGUGUAUGUGCUCAUUCCAGGUUGUAUUUGGGGCAUAAAUGAAGCUGACUUAAUCUUGCCAUUUGUGGGGAGGAGCUGCACCCACUCUGUACUCCAUCCUUGUACAGCCUUAUUUUUAAGUUAGUUGAAAUCAUCCCCUGAAGGUCUACCCACUUUAAAGACAACAGCAUAGAUCUUUGUGCUGGGGGAGUUGGGGAGGGGUACCCAGGAUGACAACGCUACCGGCAACUUGGGCACUGUUGCCCGGGCUACACUAUAAUCGCAGUUUCCCUCUCCAGGAAGAACACUGCCCCGCUGGUCGCUCUCAUCACUCACCAUGAAGACGGCAAAGGUGACUGCAUGGGGAGCCUCUUCACAUCUCCUCGGGUAGCCAAGACCAGCUGUGGUCCAGCCUAGCGGGACUAGCCCGUCUGAGGAAGGGAAGCAGCCAUGUGAAAUGUCAAUAAGCAGGAAGCUGUAUCUAUAUCGCAUUAAGGGAUGAAAAAGACAAGAGGGAGACCAAGUUUGAACUUUCCACUUCCUGGUCUCUACAAAGAGCUCUGGUCUGUAUUGAGCAGCGCAGAAAGCAUUGUCUGGGAAGGAGUUUUUACAAAAGUCCCUAAGAGUUUUCUAAGAAUGACCCCAGAACAGCACUUGAAACUGCACACACAUGUUGCUUCCAGCAUCUGUGAGAUACUUUCAGCCAGUGACUACUGGAACUCAAAGACAUGGCCCAAGGCAUGGAAGAGUACAGAUUGUAGCUAAGCUUGUACCAGUUGCCCAGGUGGGAAGAGUGGGGCUAGAAAGGUGGGUGCUUCAUUAUCUCAAGGGCCAGUUAAAGUUGAAGAGGUUGAGGACAUGGUUUUGACCUGAUGACAAGGUGUGGCAAAAACAGCUUCUAAAGGAGACACUUAUAGGAAAAAAGUACUACAGAAGGGGAGAGUUGGAGAUAGUUAUUAUUAAAUUUAAUUAUAAAUUUAGGUUUUGUUUUGAAAUGAGGUAUCCAGCCCAGGCUGGCCUCCAGUUCCCAAGGGAGCUGUGGGUCACCUUAAACCUGGGCUCCCUGCCUCCAUCUUUGAAGUACUGUCCUCACAGUAGUGCACCACAUCCAGUUUAUGUGGUGCUGGGAAGGCAGCCCAAGCUUUGUGCAUGCUAGGCAACCAGCAGCUGGAUCCCCAGCCCGGAACAGGUCAUCCAUGUAGCCCUAACUACAGGAACUCCAAGAUCUGCUUGUCUUUCCCUGGGAAUCCUGAGAAGAUCCUAUCUUGAAGGAAGGAUAGGAGUUGGCCGCCUGUGUGUGACCUUACCUUCUGUUAGUAAAUAAAGCUUUUGUGGAGCACAGCCGUACCCUCACACUUUGUAAAUGUACAGCUAGGCUGUAAAUCUUCAAAUUUUCACGGGAAGUUUGACCAUUUCUGUCAUAGAGAAACAUUCUGCAAAAAUAAGAAACAUUCUGCAAAAAUAGUAUGCCUGGGACAUGAUUCAAAAUAGUCUCGUGUGAAAGAAGAGGGUGAGCAGGGGCCUGGUGGCAUGCCUGUUAGCCCAGAGUUUAAGAUACAGGGCAGGAGGAUGGCCUCAAGUUGUUGGAGGGCAUCCUAGGGUCCAAAUGAAGACACCCACCCACCCUGUCAAAAAACAAAAAGGCAUUCUCUAGCAAAUUCUGCCACAGUCUACCAACUGAUCUUCCUCUCAGGACUUGGCUUCUCUGACCUAACAAGGCAGUAGGACAAAGCUAUCACCAUUUUCCCUGGUUCUGCCUGCGCCAGAGGAUGACUUCCGUUCCAGGUUGACCAGAAAGGCCAUGGGCGCCAGGAGAGCCCCCCAAAGACCAGCGUGCAGUGAGUGUCCCCUGUCUGGGUUGGGGAGUUAGGGUGGAGGCCACAGCUACUUUGUCCCUGCCCAGUCUUGGGUCUCCCUACACCCUCCCUAGGGACACUAGACUGAAAGACUGAAGGCUAUGCACUUCGUGAGGUCCGAGGGAGGGCCUUUCCCACCAGCUCCAUCCCCAGAUCAGCCUGCUGGAAUGUGACCUAGACCCUUCAGCACUAUUCCUAUGGGUCAGAAGCAAGCCAUGGAAGGUGGGGUGUCCCCAAAGACCAUUUCUUCCUGGAAGGCUAGUCCUGAAGCUGCGUUUCCCAAAGCCAGCAACAGCUGAUGCCAUGACCAGAUGCACACACUAAUAUCUGGGCAUGUGCCCUUGCUGCAGAACAUUGAGCCUCACUUGCACCUCUUGUUUCUGAUCCCAUCCCCACACACCCUGCCUUCUUUCCAAGACCCCAGCAUAACCAGGGAAGGACAGUCUGCCCCAAUGGUGGCCUAACCAUGAUUCCUAAUUUAGGCCCAAUAAUACUGCUUGGAACUAACACUAGGAUACUAGGAUUUGGAGUGUAUAUAUAUUUAGACUGACCCAAGCUGGGCUUGAACCCCUGAUGAUGGGGGUGGGUUAGGAUGGCAAGCACACGUGCAUGCUCACACACACCCUGCCACUGGACUUGGCAACCCUACCUGAACCUAUUCUGUCGGUUCCCUUUGCUCCCCAUAGCUCCCUAGGGUAAGGGGAGUAGCCCCAGUCUACUCCAACCAGGGAUCCAAAAGCUGUUCCUGUGGGACUGGAGAGGUAGCCCAGGGGUUUAAGAACACUGGCUACUCUUCCAGAGAACCAGGGUUCAAUUCCCAGGACCUCCAUAGGGGCUCACAACCAUCCAUAACUUCAGUUCCAACAGAUUUAACGCCCUCCUCUUUGGGCACCAGACACACAUAUAGUGCUCAGACAUACAUGAAGGUAAAACAACCACAUAUAUGGAAAACUUUAAUGCCAGGGAGACCAGUGGCCCUGUCAGUCUACCAUUCGGUACACUGAGGCAGAAGGAUCAUAGGGAAUUUGAGGCCAGCUUGGAUGCAGAAUGAGACCCUGCCUAAUAAAUGCCAGGCCACGAGGUGGCUAUUCCCACCCCCCAGCACCAUCAAUUCCUCUGUAGGGUUGAGACCAAGUACUUCCCUAAGCCCUGGAGUCCUGCUUGACCUGGGGCCUCCAGCCUACAUGGCUUUGCAGUUCUGGCCAUUUGGCCCAAGCCACAGAGCGAGCACACACCUACACCCAACCACCUCCCUUUAAUGGACUCUGGACUUUCCCGUUCUGUCCCUACCCUGACUUUUCUCCGGACCCAUCUUCUCCCCAAUCCCAAGGAAGAUUUCCCGGCACCUGACUGCCUCACUGCAGCUUUGGGUGGCACUGGAGUCAUCGUCCUCUUUGCUCAUGUCCCCCUGAAGGCCAGAAAUAGAAACUUCUGGGGACAUCUCUCUGAGAUGUUCAUCCACAAUCUGCUUCCCAGCCAUUCUUAAGACAAAGAUAGCAGGGAAGGACAGGGCCACUCAGUCCUCCCCAUGUUCUCGCAGAUGCAGCAACAGGUUCUGCCCUUGGCCAGGUGAUCUGUGAAGGCCCUGGCCUGGCUUUACACCUGCCGUACUGUGCUUUACCGUGUGACACUAUCAGGCCGAAAUGGGCACCAGAAUGUGGAAGGCCGUGUCCCAAGAUCCCAGGUCCCAGACUUGGAUGUGCCCAUUUCAUAGAAUUGGAGAUAGGCAUGGAAAAAUGGGGUGAGGAGGCCUGGCCUGGGAUGGGCAGGCCCAAGACAGAAGUCCAGAGGCCUAGAGCACAGGGACCAGCACCAGUGAUGCCAUCUGGAUGGGCAGUCCCCACCCACAACUUCUGCAGAGCUGUUUGUGCCCCACAUCAUGCCCUUGUGGCCAUCCUCCUGGGUCUGGCAGCCUCUCUGAACUGGAAGGCAGCCUCCAGCCUGAAUCCCUUCGAUAAGUGCAUGGAGGACCCGGACUAUGAGCAGCUGCUCAAGGUGGUGACCUGGGGCCUCAAUCGGACCUUGAGGCCCCAAAGGGUGGCAGUUGUUGGUGCAGGUAUAGCCGGACUGACAGCCGCCAAGGUGCUCGGCGAUGCGGGACACAAGGUCACGGUCCUGGAGGCAGAUAAUCGGAUUGGGGGCCGCAUCCUCACCUUCCGGGAUGGGAAGACAGGCUGGAUAGGGGAGCUGGGGGCCAUGCGAAUGCCCAGCUCCCACAGGAUCCUGCACAUGCUCUGUAAGAGCCUGGGCCUCAACCUGACCCAGUUCACACAGUAUGAUGAGAACACGUGGACCGAGGUGAAUGACGUGAGGCUGCGGAACUAUGUGGUGGAGAAGAUGCCAGAAAAGUUGGGCUACAACCUGAGCCACAGAGAGAGAGGCCGUUCCCCAGAGGACAUCUACCAGAUGGCACUCAACAAGGCCCUCAAGGACCUCAAGGCCUUGGGCUGCAAGAAAGCCAUGAAGAAGUUCAAUAGGCACACGCUCCUGGAAUACCUCCUUGGGGAGGGCAACCUGACCCGGCCGGCCGUGCAGCUCCUGGGAGACGUGAUGUCCAAGGAGGGCUUCUUCUACCUCAGCUUUGCAGAGGCUUUACGUGCCCACAGCUGUCUGAGCGACCGACUUCGGUACAGCCGCAUUGUGGGUGGCUGGGACCUGCUGCCACGCGCGCUGCUGAGCUCAUUGUCCGGGCCGGUGCUGUUGAAUGCGCCCGUGGUGGCAAUCACUCAGGGGGCGCACGAUGUGCUCGUGCACAUCGCCACUUCAGUACAGUCUCGUAGCCUGAAGGUGCUGAUGGCCGACCUGGUUCUGCUGACGGCCAGUGGGCCUGCGCUGCAGCGCAUCACCUUCACGCCGCCACUGACACGGAGGAGGCAGGAGGCCCUGCGCGCGCUGCACUACGUGGCAGCCAGCAAGGUUUUCCUGAGUUUCCGCCGGCCCUUCUGGCACGAGGAGCAUAUCGAGGGCGGCCACUCCAACACUGACCGCCCAUCGCGCCUUAUAUUCUAUCCGGCACCGGGCGAGGGCUCACUACUACUGGCCUCAUACACGUGGUCGGAUGCUGCAGCCCCUUUCGCCGGCCUGAGCACAGACCAGGCCUUGCGCGUGGCGCUCAAGGACGUGGCGGCCCUGCAUGGGCCAGUCGUGUACCGCCUGUGGGACGGCACGGGCGUAGUCAAACGCUGGGCAGAGGACCCGCACAGCCAGGGUGGCUUUGUGGUGCAGCCGCCAUUGUUUGGGCAGGGGGAUGAGGACUAUGACUGGUCAUUUCCCUAUGGCCGCAUUUACUUCGCGGGUGAGCACACAGCCCUUCCACAUGGCUGGGUAGAGACUGCUGUCAAGUCCGCAUUGCGGGCGGCAGUGAAGAUCAAUAACCAUGUGUUCAGGGUGCCCAGCCCCCAGAAGCAGGAGCAUGCCAGUCUCCGGAAGCAGGAGCACACACAUGCAGAGGCCAGAGAGGAUCAGGAUCAAGAGGUCAGCCCAGGUGAGCAGCAGCAGGAGGAACUCCUAGAGGGGCAGGAGCCCCAACACGAAGAGACCAGCCCGGAGGGACACGUGUUUGUGGAGGCCAUCCCUGAGUUGCGGGGGCAUGUGUUUGUAGAGACCAUUCCCCAGGGGAAGGGGCAUAUGCACAUACACAAAAAUAUGCCUUCGCACAUGCAUGGGCAUGCCAUCCCUGAAGAGCACAUGCGUGGGGGACACAAGCACGUGGGAUCUGGUACCCAGUGGCACCGGCAAUCUGCACAGAGGGGCAGGUCACACUCCGUGCAAAGGGGGAAGAGGCACCCAGUCCCCAACCCAGUCUAAUCUAGAGCAGGCCA